This is a messenger RNA of Cynoglossus semilaevis (tongue sole), 3806 nucleotides long. RefSeq names its product serine/arginine repetitive matrix 3 (gene srrm3). The transcript is spliced from 16 exons. Gene Ontology annotation, molecular function: mRNA binding. Lineage: Eukaryota; Metazoa; Chordata; Actinopteri; Pleuronectiformes; Cynoglossidae. The record is from RefSeq and is a predicted model, not a curated record. Bases 379 to 2274 code for a protein of 631 amino acids.
AUGGUGGAUGAAAACAUAACACUAGGUGGCCCCCUACCCAUAUCUCCUCAAUCUCCUUUGCAUUCACUAUGCUGCAGCUUGGUUGCUGCAUUUAAUCCUCCGCACCGAGAAGUGGCGCUAAGUCACAAGUGGAACACUCAGGACGUGUAUUUAUUUUUUUUAUUUUUUUUGUUCCUGAGCUGAGCUUCUUGGUGCGCUGUCCAUCAGCACCACCAGCCGAGCACAGGAGGCAGCGGUGGAGCUAACAGUGACGAAGAGGAGCGGCUCAGCAUCAGCACCAGUGUCGAGCCCGGUCCCAGAGGUGGGAGAUUCUGACCGACAGCCCACGAACCCCGCCACAGCAGCGACACACGGCUCUACAGAGAAGGGUCAGUCAUCAUGUAUGAUGUAGCCAGAGUACCGUCUCCAAAGGACAGUACAAAUGGGGGGGCUCAGCCACUGCUCCCUGCAGCAGAAGCAGCGUCUACAGGACCGGGCCCAGCUGCACCGAAUGCAGCCUCAGAGGCACCAACUCAGGAGACACGGCUUGGUGUAGAGGAGGAAGAGGAGGAGGAAGAGGAGGAGGAGGCCCAAGCAGGUCCGGUCCUAGUCAAAAAGCCACAUAGAGAGAUUCUGGAUCAUGAGAGGAAGAGGAGGGUAGAACUCAAGUGUAUGGAGCUUCAGGAGAUGAUGGAGGAGCAGGGGUACACAGAGGAAGAAAUACAACAGAAAGUGAGCACAUUCAGACAAAUGCUGAUGGACAAAGAAGGCGUAAUCACCAGAGAGGGUUCAAACCCACAACCAGUGGUGAACCACCUGCACUAUCAGCGUGAUGAGUAUGAAGAUGGGCAGGAUGACGUCGGAGACUAUGACCGUGACUACCGCAGUGAUAGCAGAGUAAAGAGGAAGUCAAGCAGUUCUCCUUCACCCCGUCCUAAGAAAAGAAAGAAGAAGAAAUCUGGUCACAGGAAGAGUAGGUUUGGCAGCUCCUCACCCACACGCAGAGAGAAAAAGAAGAAAAGUGGAAAGAAGCACAAGCGAGACAGAUCUGCUUCAGGCUCUGGGAAAAAGAGAAGAUACAGAACGGCCAGUCCAAAGAACAAACACAAAGACAAGAAUAAACAGAAAAAGAGGUCACCCGGUGAAACCCCUGGCAGGAGUUCACAGCAUCAGGGCAGCUGCUGCAGCUCCCGCAGUGCAUCUGUGUCCUCCACCCACAGCACCUCCAAGUCUCCAGCCAGACUAAGCUCCAAGCACAAGACAGAUGGAUCGAAGGGACCAGGAAGCUCGCUGUCCCCAGGUCACCACAGCCCCACCAUGUGGCACAACGGGAACCUCUCCCAGCGAACCCCCAACGGCAAGGCCAGCAGACUCAGCUACGUGGAUGAUGAGAAAGGGAACGAUAAGAUCCAUCAGUUGUCUACUUCUGCAUGCAUCGCAACCACCGCUCUGCUCCGAGAGCGUAAGCUCCACAGCGCCCCCAACAGAAGCCAAACAGGACUGACAUGUGCAGCUGGAGAGGCUGGUGGUGUGGAUGCAGCUGUGGGGAGUUCCAUUAACCACACAGUAGGGAGGAGAGGGAGCCAAAGGGGCCAGAAUAAGAACUCCCACUCUCCUGCCCACAGCAGUGACUCAGGCCAUUCCAUACACACCCACACUCACAGAAAGAGGACCUCACGUCACCGCAAAAGGACAAAAGGUGGCCACUCGUCUAAGCGUCAGCGGCGCUCCAGCCGUGGUCAGGCGCACCAUCGCAGUCCAUCGGCAUCCCCAGGACGACACUCUCACACAUCAGGAAGGAAGAAGGAGGAGUCUCGAAACAAAGCCAACCUCAGGCAGCGCAGCAGCUCCUGGAGCAGUGGCCGCUCAUCGUCACACUCUACUUCCAGAGACAGAGGAGCCAGCAAAACAAAAUCCCCCCACAACAAACAUAAUCACUCCAGGGAGAAGGACAGCCCAAACCGCUCUGACACUGACAGCAGGGCUCGUCGUCGCUCACGCAGCUACUCACCCAUUCGGAAAAGGAGAAGAGACUCACCCAGCUUCAUGGAAGCGCGCAGGAUUACCAGUGCACGCAAGCGACCGAUCCCAUACUACCGACCCAGUCCUUCCUCAUCCAGCUAUGACAGCAGCCCAUCACGGUCCAGCCGCGCGCCGCCUGCUCGCAGUCAGAGCAGGAAUCGCAGCUGGAGUCGUAGCCGCAGCCGCAGCCGCAGCUGGAGCCGCGGCAGGAGUCGCUCCCGCAGUCACCACAGUUACUACAGUCACAGCAGCUACGACAGCCCUGGAUUCUGAACUGCUGCUGUGGGAAGGAGAACAAAAGCGAGCUCUGCUCUGUCCAGUUAAAGUGUCUCUGUAUCAACCCCCCGACAGUGUUGCUAAGUCCAGGUGUCAAACUCUUCAACCCAUGACUGCACUCCUCUUCAACACAGCCUGGAUCAAAGAGGACAAAAAUGAUUUUGACAAGAGCACAUUACUACAAAAUUAGUAUCACUGUUUCACGCUUCCAAACACAAGUAUCCAAACUGACAAGGCAACGAGUCCAUUUAUUUGGUGGAACCCAAAGAACAGAUCUUGCUGUAUGAUAGCACUUUCUAUCUCCGCUACCCCGAAACGACCAAAUGUUGUAUAUCAUAUAAAAUUCAGUAUAUACUGUAUAAAUAUUUAUAUCCUAAAAGCUUGGUAGGAGACACAAUGAGGACCCAGUUCUACAUCCCCCUCCCUUCCCCCCAUCAGAUAAUUCCCUGUCAAGAACGCAUAGUGAUCAACCUAUUUGAGAACAAAAAGAUCUACAGUUGAAAUAGGAACUUUUUAAUGAUGAUAAUUGUACUGUAUAGGUUUUAUUUCUGUAUAGUUUUAUGUGAAUUAUGGCUUUGUAAACUAUGCACUGUGUACACCAUGUAGUUUUCAGGAGGCUUCCUUUGCAUGAUGCAUCAGGAGGGACUCAAAGGAAGAAGAGAACCGUCUCUGGAAAUGGACGUCACAUGGUUACAGCGCUGUCCUCGACCUUGUACGAUGUUCUUUCACUUCUUUCCCCUGUUUGAGAGGUUUUGUGCACUCUGCUAAUCACAAGUCUGCUCGUGUGUGUGUGUGUGUGUACGUGUGUCUACUGUAUCUACGUCAAUGACUGAUGAAUGGCACUGUACAGGAAAAACUGUCUGCAAAAUCUCUCCAUGCACAUAUUUUGAUGACCAAGGCUAUUUAUUAAUGUAUUUAUUAUUGUAUCUAUCAGGUUAUUUAUUUAUUUAUUUAUUUAUUUAUUAUUUUUAGUUUGUUUUUUUUUAGCUCCAUGCUGUUAAGCAGCUGGGACAUGUUGAUUAGUGAUGAGGUGCUUCAGGUGUUUCAUACCCUGGUCCUCAGCUGGGUGUAGAUUUGCUGCAGCUUGUUUACGAUGCCUGGGUUCUAUUCUAUGGAACUGCAGCUCCGGCCCAGCGUGAUGGUUGAUUUUUGACUUCCCGUGGCUCUUCCUCUAGUGAGAGUCAUUAGUCCCAUUCCAGCUGUUUCUUCAACUGUCACCUUAGUAAACUAAUCUGCUGUUUGAACUGAGAUCCUUUUCUGGAUUCUUUUAAUUUUUAUUGCUUUCAUACAUUCCCCUGAAAAGGUGAGAGCAAAAUAGAAGUUUGAGAUGAUGGUUCUCAAACAACCACUAACCUGGAAAAUACUAUUUGCUUGAAAGAUUACAAACUUCUUGGAAACUUACCACAAUAAAAUACCACACAAAUACAGGACUGACAUUGAUAUCCUGCUGAGUGAAGACGAGCAUAAGCAACAAAGAGUAUUUAGCCGUAUUGAAGCCAAGUUACAAGAAAAUGAAUCGCUUAAAGAAA